ACAAGGGGGGAGAGAUCGGAGAAGGGUAAAAGAGUGGACAAAGCACUCAAAAUACCAGAAUGAGUAGAGGGUAUAUAUACCAUAUUCGAAAGCUAGAAUGAAUCUUCGAAUCGUUCAAAGAACCAACGACAGAUGAUGCGAUGGGUGGUCAUAUUCUGCGGAGGGACCAUGGGAACGACUUUGAGAUUUCUUCGGAAUCAUGACAGAAAAGGGAGAACGAGCUCAAAGUGCCAGGUGGUAGCAGUAUCGAUGUAUACGGGCGCACUUCAUGAUCAUCCAAAAACGAGGCGUCAGGCCCAAAGAUGGAAGUCCGGUUGCACACAAACGCCUCCGCCAGGUCAACUAUCCCGGCGGAUGCAUACAUAAGAAAUGGGGUAUGUCCCGAGACAGCCGAAUCGAUUGCAAGUAUGCAUGUGGGACCAAGCUCCCGCUGGCAUCUGGCGUAUAUCAGUUGACAGCCGAAGUUUCCGAUUAUAGCUUGUCUUGUGUGUACGCAGAGUGCUUGCUUGGAAGAGGCAAUAUGCUUUCAGAGCGUGUUCAAUCCUAUCGGACAUAAGUUGAUGGUGGCAACAAGACGUCGGCGUCGAAUUUCGAUGAUUUAUUGAACGAAAGGGGGAGAUAGCAAUCGAUACGAUGAAUGCGAUCCCGCACCUAUUGACCACCAGAAUGCGGCGCUCCGUGCUGAACCCUACAUCAUCUUUGCCAAUAUGACCGAGAUCAGUCGCAAGGUUAUCUCAUAGAGGUCAAAUGAUCUGGAAGCAGAUAUCGCAACAGGACCUGAGCAUUCG
Molecule: messenger RNA, 788 nt
Organism: Heterobasidion irregulare TC 32-1
Lineage: Eukaryota; Fungi; Basidiomycota; Agaricomycetes; Russulales; Bondarzewiaceae
Exons: 2
Coding region: 269-556 (95 amino acids)
Source: RefSeq, a predicted model, not a curated record